This is a messenger RNA of Hippocampus comes (tiger tail seahorse), 2979 nucleotides long. RefSeq names its product ligand of numb-protein X 2a (gene lnx2a). The coding region runs from base 286 to 2532 and encodes 748 amino acids. Lineage: Eukaryota; Metazoa; Chordata; Actinopteri; Syngnathiformes; Syngnathidae. The transcript is spliced from 11 exons. Gene Ontology annotation, molecular function: metal ion binding; protein binding; ubiquitin-protein transferase activity. The record is from RefSeq and is a predicted model, not a curated record.
UGGUGGGCGUUUUCGUGCGGGUUCGCAGGGACGCCACCACUUUGCGGUGAGUGCGUGGAUUCGAGGUGCGAGACACUAACCAUCACUCCCCCUUCACCACCACCUCUUUCCAGACACAGGGGGCCGGGAGGCAGGGCGCGCAGGAGCAUCCGGAUUAGGGUUGGGAUGCGCCAUCAUCCGCCGGGGGGCGUCCGUCCUCGCCGCAACCCGUUCGUCCCGUGACGCUUAUGGGCUAGGAGCUUCCCUCGCCGCCGUGCCCGAAAGCCGCCUUUUGCGUGGGCCGGGAUGGGCAGCCCGGGAUGCGAGGUGGAUCUCUCCGGGCCUCCCGAGCCCACCCUGGAGGCCCCGUGCUCGGAGUGCGGCCAGGUGCACCGCAGCAGGGAGAACCACUUGUACAACUACCGGCUGGAGGUGGACGACGACCUGGUGUGCCACAUCUGCCUGCAGCCGCUGGUGCAGCCGCUGGACACGCCGUGCGGCCAUACCUUCUGCGCCCGAUGCCUGCGCAGCUUCCUGCAGGAGAGGGACUUCUGCCCGCUGGACCGCACACGGCUGCAGCUGCCGGCGUGCCGCAGGUCCAGCAUCCUGGUGCACAAGCUGCUGGACAAGCUGUCGGUCACGUGUCCGCUGACGCCGCUGUGCUCACUCAGCAUGCCCAGAUGUGACUUGGAGGCACACCUCAAACACAGGUGUCCCGGGACGCGAUGUCAGCAGACCAACGUGGACAUUCCGCGCAAGGAGAGCGGCGGCGGCGACGAACGAGCGAUGGUCAAAAGUCCUCCGCGGUCCCCCCGCUCGCCGCAGACCGACCUGGGCGAUGCCACUCCCUCGCCGCCACUCGCCUGUGACAACCCGCCGAUGAGGACCAACGAAGCGGGCUUGGAUACCCCUGCCUUCGAGGAGAGCACUGAGGAAGACAGUGUGUUGGGGAUGGAGUGUAACAUCCCCAGGGUGAAGCGACCCCUCAGUAACCCUUGCAUCCACCUCCUCCGCUCAGUCAGCUCAACAUCUUCUGGCUGGGACUGCCCCGAGUCUCCGCCUCUUUCUGCAGAAGAAGGAUGCGUCAAGCUGCCGUCGCUUCCGGAAGGCGAGAUAACAGCAGUGGAGGUGCACCGAGCGAAUCCGUACGUGGAGCUGGGCAUCAGCAUCGUGGGCGGGAACGAGACGCCACUCAUCAACAUCGUGAUCCAGGAAGUGUACCGAGACGGCGUCAUUGCGCGGGACGGGAGGCUGCUGGCGGGGGACCAGAUACUGCAGGUGAAUAACGUGGACAUCAGCAACGUGCCGCACAGCUUCGCCCGCUCGACGCUAGCGCGGCCGUGCACCACCCUGCAGCUGACCGUCCUCCGAGAGCGGCGCUGCGCGUCGCGGGCGCCGCCCUCCGCGCCGGCUGUCCCCAAAGCCCCCUGCUCCACCCCCGAGGGUAACCCGCCUAGCCCCGUGUCGCUGAGGAUCACCUUGCACAAGCGCGACUCGGCCGAGCAGCUGGGCAUCAAACUGGUGCGACGGACUGACGAGUCCGGGGUCUUUGUGCUGGACCUGCUGGAUGGGGGGUUGGCGGCUAAAGACGGCCGGCUGCGAGGCAAUGACCGUGUUUUGGCUGUCAACGAGCAGGACCUGCGCCACGGGACCCCCGAGCAGGCUGCACAGAUCAUCCAGGCUAGCGGCGAGCGCGUGCACCUGCUCAUCGGCCGAGCCAGCAAACCGACUCCGCCGCCGCCGCCCAAAUCCAGCUCCACCAGAGAUCUCUACUGCCUUGAUCACUUCCUGCCUAACCACAGCACCAGCCUCAGUCCGCUGCCCUUGCACCUCUCCCGCACCAGCACGCAUCGGGACCUGUCCCAGUGUGUCACCUGCAAAGAGAAACACAUCACUGUGAAGAAGGAGCCCCACGAGUCUCUGGGCAUGACGGUGGCGGGUGGUCGGGGCAGCAAGAGCGGCGAGCUACCCAUCUUCGUGACCAGCGUCCAACCGCACGGAUGUUUGUCGAGAGACGGGCGAAUCAAACGAGGCGAUGUUCUCCUGAGCAUCAACGGGCAAGACUUGACGUACCUGAGCCACACCGAGGCGGUGGGCACCUUGAAAGCCAGCGCCGCAUCGGCCUCGGUGCAGCUACGUGUGCUGGAAGUGAGCAUGGUGGAGGAGCGCCAGCGGGACCAGCUGCUUAAUCACGCCCACGACAGCGACUUUGAUGCCAACUGGUCGCCUUCCUGGGUCAUGUGGCUGGGGCUGCCCAGUUACUUGCACAGCAGCCACGAGAUCGUCCUGCGGAGGAGCCACCCUGGCAGCUGGGGCUUCAGCAUCGUGGGGGGCUACGAGGAGACCCACGGCAACCAGGCCUUCUUCAUCAAGACCAUCGUCCUCGGCACCCCCGCCUACUACGAUGGCCGCCUCAAGUGCGGCGACAUGAUCGUGGCGGUCAACGGCCUGUCCACGGCGGGAAUGAGCCACUCUGCGCUGGUCCCCAUGUUGAAGGAGCAGCGCAGCCGGGUGGCGCUGACAGUCAUCUCCUGGCCUGGCAGCCUCGUAUAGCCCGGGGCCUUGUGGAACUAACUGGUACAUGCUUAACUGUAUAUUGCGCCGGGAUUCUAAUAGAGGACCAAAAAGAGAUGAGAUCGUGCAAUGCCACUCCAUAGACUGGACCCCCCAACACACUGCUCUGCUCAUGUCAGCUUCACUUUAGCGGGUCGGGCUGAGGGACACCCACAUACACAAAUUGCAGGCAGUAUGUCCUGUCUUUUCCCCACCCCAUAGCAAUUGUAAAUUCCAGUGCUCCAUUCAGGUGGAUGGACAGUUCUAAAAGUUGAAACCUUUCACAUUCAACACCAGUGCUGGAUCCGGAUGAAUAACAACCCCGCCCCUCGAAGCCCUCAUUUGAGAAAGCUGCCACAGCCUGGGGCUCAUUAUGCGCUCAGGCCCCCAUCACCAUGACAACCACCUGUAAUUUUAUAUAUGUGAAUGUGUGUAUCCUGUUUGUUU